Aspergillus melleus is the source of this 1029-nucleotide messenger RNA. RefSeq names its product NMT1/THI5 family protein (gene nmt1). The coding region runs from base 1 to 1029 and encodes 342 amino acids. Gene Ontology annotation, biological process: thiamine biosynthetic process. The transcript is spliced from 4 exons. The record is from RefSeq and is a predicted model, not a curated record. Lineage: Eukaryota; Fungi; Ascomycota; Eurotiomycetes; Eurotiales; Aspergillaceae.
AUGUCUACUGACAAGAUUACCUUUCUCACCAACUGGCACGCGACGCCCUAUCAUGCCCCGUUGUACCUCGCCCAGAGCAAGGGCUUCUUCAAGGAGGAAGACCUGAAGGUUGCUCUGUUGGAACCCAACGACCCCUCCGAUGUUACCGAGAUCAUCGGUAGUGGCAAGGUCGACAUGGGCUUCAAGGCCAUGAUCCAUACCCUUGCUGCCAAAGCUCGGAACUUCCCCGUCACCUCGAUCGGUUCCCUGCUGGACGAGCCGUUCACCGGCGUUGUCUACCUCAAGGACAGUGGAAUCACCGAGGACUUCCGCUCCUUGAAGGGCAAGAAGAUCGGCUAUGUCGGCGAGUUUGGCAAGAUCCAAAUCGACGAGCUCACCAAGUACUACGGCAUGACUGCCGAUGAUUACACUGCCGUCCGUUGCGGCAUGAACGUCACCAAGGCCAUCAUCCGCGGCGACAUCGAUGCAGGCAUUGGACUUGAGAACGUGCAGAUGGUUGAGUUGGCCGAGUGGCUGGCCUCUCAGAACCGCCCUCGGGACGACGUCCAGAUGCUCCGUAUCGACCAGCUGGCCGAGCUGGGCUGCUGCUGCUUCUGCUCCAUCCUGUACAUCGCCAACGACCCCUUCCUGGCCGCCAACCCCGAAAAGGUGCAGAAGUUCAUGCGGGCCGUGAAGCGUGCCACCGAGUACGUCCUCGCCGAGCCGGCCAAGGCCUACGAGGAAUACGUUGACAUCAAGCCUAUCAUGGGAACCCCCGUGAACCGCAAGAUCUUCGAGCGCUCGUUCGCCUACUUCAGCCGUGACCUGAAGAACGUGUCUCGCGACUGGGCCAAGGUGACCAACUACGGCAAGCGUCUGGGCAUCUUGGACCCCAACUUUGCGCCCAACUACACCAACGAGUACCUGUCCUGGAAACUGGACGGGGACUCCUCGGACCCUCUGGGUGACCAGAAGCGCAUGGCCGAGCUGCAGAAGCAGGUUGCUUCCGAGGGAGGCUUCAAGCGCCUGGAGGUCGCUUCGUCGGCUUAA